UGUUCCACACUGUGUGUGAGUCUUCAGGGAGAGCGGGUGGUGGCAAACAGUGGCAGAAACGGGGUCGUUUCCUCCUUCACACUUUGUUGUAAAACAAGUUGGGGCCUCGUGACAGCCCAAGAAAAUCCCGGCAAUUUUGCAAAGUGUUGCUCUGGCCACGACUUUCGAGAGGCAUUUUGCUCGGGCCACGGGAGAGGUCAUUUUUCUUUGGCUGGACUGCGGAUCUUUCCCAGGCGCGCGCAAGGUGGGAGGCGUGGGACGUGACCUUGACCUCCCUCUGGGGCAGGGCGGGACACUCCCGAGGUGACUCUGCACUUGGGCCUGAAUCGCGAUGCAAGUCCCGCACUGAUGUGUCUGGGUCUCACCAUCGGUGCAUGGGGCGGGUGGUGGGACCCCACCAGUCCACAUCUGUCCGCCCGCGAGCGCCGCGCCGCGCCCUGGGCCGGGGGAACCCUGGAGGAGAGCCGGACGCCAGGCGGCGGGAGGAGCGCAGAGCAGCGGGGCGUUGACUGAGACACUGGCCCCGCCCGGUCCCGCCCGCCUCUCUAGGCACCCAGCUCCGGCCGGGCGGGAUCCGUGGACUCAGCGACCCGCGCGGGUUGACCCGCUCUCCUGCCGCCGCGGCGGCGGGCGCGGGGCCGCGCGGCGAGGCCGGAUCCCUGCAGCGCGGGCAGGCGACGUUGCAGAGCCCGGCCAGCCAGACGCGCCAGGACUCCAGACUCCUGCAGGUAGCCCCUGGGGUCAAGCAGCUUUCAGUGAAUUAAGGCAGCUCGAGAUUUUGCCUCAGGACACAGGGACACCCCCAGCUGAUGAUUCCACCACAGGCGAGCCUGUGGGCUUGACUUCCCAGCAUCUGCUUUGGCUUGUGUGACCAGAGGACCACAUUCUUCUCCUUUGAGUCGCUAAAUGCCUGUGUGCACCCCAUACUCCAGCCAGGGAAGACGGGAGAAGCUUCUUGGAUGAUGAUGGACGUUCCACUGUGCAGGAUGAGGGCAGAGUGUGUGACAUCGCCACCACGAGGGUGCAAUGUGAUCUUGGGCAUCUCCCUUCCCGGCCAGCACUCUGCCUCCUCUAUCCAUCAUGGUGUUUGGUGAGUUUUUCCAUCGCCCUGGACAAGACGAGGAACUUGUCAACUUGAACGUAGGGGGCUUUAAGCAGUCUGUGGACCAGAGCACGCUCCUACGGUUCCCUCACACCAGACUGGGGAAGCUGCUGACCUGCCAUUCUGAAGAGGCCAUUCUAGAGCUGUGUGAUGACUAUAGCGUGGCGGAUAAAGAGUACUAUUUCGACCGGAACCCCUCCCUGUUCAGAUACGUUUUGAACUUUUACUACACGGGGAAGCUGCACGUCAUGGAGGAGCUGUGUGUGUUCUCCUUCUGCCAGGAGAUCGAGUACUGGGGUAUCAACGAGCUCUUCAUCGACUCCUGCUGCAGCAGCCGAUACCAGGAGCGCAAGGAGGAGAGUCACGAGAGGGACUGGGACCAGAAGAGCAAUGAUGUCAGCACGGACUCCUCCUUUGAAGAAUCCUCUCUGUUUGAGAAAGAGCUGGAGAAGUUUGACGAUCUGAGGUUUGGUCAGCUGCGAAAGAAAAUCUGGAUUCGGAUGGAAAACCCAGCUUACUGCCUGUCGGCCAAGCUCAUUGCCAUCUCCUCCCUGAGCGUGGUGCUGGCCUCCAUCGUGGCCAUGUGUGUGCACAGCAUGUCGGAAUUCCAGAACGAGGACGGAGAAGUGGAUGACCCUGUGCUGGAAGGAGUGGAGAUCGCGUGCAUUGCAUGGUUCACUGGCGAGCUGGCCAUCCGGCUGGUGGCUGCCCCUUCUCAAAAGAAGUUCUGGAAAAACCCUCUGAACAUCAUCGACUUCGUCUCCAUCAUUCCCUUCUAUGCCACGCUGGCUGUGGACACCAAGGAAGAAGAGAGCGAGGACAUUGAGAAUAUGGGCAAGGUGGUCCAAAUCCUUCGGCUCAUGAGGAUAUUCCGAAUUCUGAAGCUUGCCCGGCACUCUGUAGGGCUUCGGUCUCUGGGGGCCACGCUGAGGCACAGUUACCAUGAAGUGGGGUUACUGCUUCUCUUCCUUUCAGUGGGUAUCUCGAUCUUCUCCGUGCUUAUUUACUCUGUGGAGAAAGAUGAACUUACAUCCAGUCUCACCAGCAUCCCCAUCUGCUGGUGGUGGGCCACUAUCAGUAUGACCACCGUGGGCUAUGGAGACACCCAUCCGGUCACCUUAGCCGGGAAGAUCAUUGCAAGCACAUGUAUUAUCUGUGGCAUCUUGGUGGUAGCCCUUCCCAUCACCAUCAUAUUCAACAAGUUUUCCAAGUACUACCAGAAGCAGAAGGACAUGGAUGUGGACCCGUGCAGUGAGGACCCACCGGAGAAGUGCCCUGAGCUACCUUACUUUAACAUUAGGGAUGUCUAUGCACAGCAAGUCCAUGCCUUCAUUACCAGUCUGUCUUCCAUUGGUAUCGUGGUCAGUGAUCCUGAUUCCACCGAUGCUUCUAGCAUUGAAGACAAUGAGGAUGUUUACAAUACUGCAUCCCUGGAGAACUGUACCACAAAAUGAGUAGGGGCAUUUGCACCGGUCUCUUGUGUCCCUUCCUGACAUUAGGUUAACACAGCUUUAUAAACCUGAAUGGGUUUGUUCAAAUAAAUCAUUUAAUUCUCAGGGUGUACCUUUUAGCCAUAGUUGGACAUUCAUUGCUGAAUUUCGAGAUGAUAGAAUUAUCUUUAUUUUUCUCAGUGAGGUUAAAAUUAAAUGCCUUGUUCUGAAAUUUAUUUUUUACAAGAGAGAGUUGUAAUAUGGGUUUUUGGGGGAACAAAGUAAAUGAUACUGGGAAGGAUUUAUUGUUACGGCUUAUGCAUCAUUCUGUAUUUGUCAUAUUCACUCACAUUGAGCUCACUAUCAAUUACUGACGAUAGAGCAGAAGUCCAGCUGACCGAAGAUGACAUGCAUGUGAGAGCUACAACAUGAGACAAUGCAUGUAAAUCCAUGUUCAUGUUCCAGACAUGGGAAUUAGGAGCCCAAUAAACUUCUAAUUCAGUAUGGAGAA
This is a messenger RNA of Peromyscus californicus insignis, 3043 nucleotides long. RefSeq names its product potassium voltage-gated channel modifier subfamily S member 3 (gene Kcns3). The coding region runs from base 1081 to 2556 and encodes 491 amino acids. The transcript is spliced from 4 exons. Lineage: Eukaryota; Metazoa; Chordata; Mammalia; Rodentia; Cricetidae. Gene Ontology annotation, biological process: potassium ion transmembrane transport; protein homooligomerization. Gene Ontology annotation, cellular component: voltage-gated potassium channel complex; membrane. Gene Ontology annotation, molecular function: protein binding; voltage-gated potassium channel activity. The record is from RefSeq and is a predicted model, not a curated record.